Messenger RNA from Marmota monax (woodchuck), 2276 nucleotides. It is a transcript of the gene Ppp2r2b, whose product is annotated as protein phosphatase 2 regulatory subunit Bbeta. Gene Ontology annotation, molecular function: protein binding; protein phosphatase regulator activity. Gene Ontology annotation, cellular component: cytosol; protein phosphatase type 2A complex. Bases 332 to 1861 code for a protein of 509 amino acids. The record is from RefSeq and is a predicted model, not a curated record. The transcript is spliced from 10 exons. NCBI's taxonomy places the organism in Eukaryota, Metazoa, Chordata, Mammalia, Rodentia, Sciuridae. Gene Ontology annotation, biological process: peptidyl-serine dephosphorylation.
GAGCAUUUCAGCGUGUGUUUACAGGCAGGACCGACUUACUCAGCAAAUCCUGCUCGGAGGAGCUGCAGCCAAUGAAGAGGCCACAUCCCGGCUUGCUUGGGGGCUUCUGAGUUUGAGCUGCAUGCAGAAAUGUAAGGCAGUGCUUCCUGGCUCUGAUGGCAAAAUGGGACCCAUCUCCAGUUAUUCCUCGGGCUCCCCAGCUUUGCAGAUCUGGGAGAGAACCUACAUAAACAUAUUGGUGAUGUAGCCAGCUCUGAAGACCGGGAGAAUCCUUAUGGAUUCAGGAAACUGGUUUUUUAUUUAGAAUUUUAUUUUUUAUUUGGAAGAUGAAAUGCUUCUCUCGUUACCUGCCUUACAUCUUCAGACCUCCGAACACCAUCCUCUCUUCCAGCUGCCACACGGAAGGCUCGGACCAUGGUGCAGUCCCACUGGCUCCCCUGCCCCCCUCUCCUGUGAGACUGGCUGCGGGGAGGGAUCAUGGAUACUUGUCUGCCGGCUUCUGGUUCCCACGCAAGUAAGCCUGCUGUCAAUGGAGGAGGACAUUGAUACCCGCAAAAUCAACAACAGUUUCCUGCGCGACCACAGCUAUGCGACCGAAGCUGACAUUAUCUCUACGGUAGAAUUCAACCACACGGGAGAAUUACUAGCGACAGGGGACAAGGGGGGUCGGGUUGUAAUAUUUCAACGAGAGCAGGAGAGUAAAAAUCAGAUUCAUCGUAGGGGUGAAUACAAUGUUUACAGCACAUUCCAGAGCCAUGAACCCGAGUUCGAUUACCUGAAGAGUUUAGAAAUAGAAGAAAAAAUCAACAAAAUACGAUGGCUUCCUCAGCAGAAUGCAGCUUACUUUCUUCUGUCUACCAAUGAUAAAACUGUGAAGCUGUGGAAAGUCAGUGAGCGCGACAAGAGGCCGGAAGGCUACAAUCUGAAAGAUGAGGAGGGCCGGCUCCGGGAUCCUGCCACCAUCACGACCCUGCGGGUACCUGUCCUGAGACCCAUGGACCUGAUGGUGGAGGCCACCCCACGAAGAGUAUUUGCCAACGCACAUACAUAUCACAUCAACUCCAUAUCAGUCAACAGCGACUAUGAGACCUACAUGUCCGCUGAUGACCUGAGGAUUAACCUAUGGAACUUUGAAAUAACCAAUCAAAGUUUUAAUAUUGUGGACAUUAAGCCAGCCAACAUGGAGGAGCUCACAGAGGUGAUCACGGCAGCUGAGUUCCACCCCCAUCACUGCAACACUUUUGUGUACAGCAGCAGCAAAGGGACAAUCCGGCUGUGCGACAUGCGGGCAUCAGCUCUGUGCGACCGGCACACCAAGUUUUUUGAAGAGCCAGAGGAUCCAAGCAACAGAUCGUUUUUCUCUGAAAUUAUCUCUUCAAUUUCGGACGUCAAGUUCAGCCACAGUGGGAGGUAUAUCAUGACCAGGGACUAUCUGACUGUGAAAGUCUGGGAUCUCAACAUGGAAAACCGCCCCAUCGAGACUUACCAGGUUCAUGACUACCUCCGCAGCAAGUUGUGCUCCCUCUACGAAAACGACUGCAUUUUUGAUAAAUUCGAGUGUGUGUGGAAUGGGUCAGACAGUGUCAUCAUGACAGGCUCCUACAACAACUUCUUCAGGAUGUUUGACCGCAACACCAAGCGUGAUGUGACCCUUGAGGCCUCGAGGGAAAACAGCAAACCUCGGGCUAUACUCAAGCCCAGAAAAGUGUGCGUGGGGGGAAAGCGGAGAAAAGACGAGAUCAGUGUCGACAGUCUGGACUUUAGCAAAAAGAUCUUGCAUACAGCUUGGCAUCCUUCAGAAAAUAUUAUAGCAGUGGCGGCUACAAAUAACCUAUAUAUAUUCCAGGACAAGGUUAACUAGGUGGACAGGUUAUUACUUAAUCUCACAUACUGAAUACUAGUCCAACAAGUUUUUAAAUGUUUCUUUGGGUCUUCAUUUGAUGCAUUGACUUUAAUUUCCCUGUGCUUAAAAACAAUUGGAAUAGAAUUUUAAAAAGAGUCCAACUUUCCCAACUCCCCAGUUCUGAGAAACUUGUCAAACCCAAUAGACUUGGGGCCACUUCUAUUUAGAGUUGAGAGCUGCCAGCUAACAGUAAUUCUUCCAUAGUUGACUUGAAUUCUGAUGCUUUUAUUGCCCAGUUUUCUCUGGUGGGUCCAGUGUUUUGUUUCUAGGUGUCUGCUGCGAUAAAAUGAGGUUGUCUGUAGUAUUUAAGGAAAAAAAGAGAAGUUUUUUUUUUUAAUUAAGCAAUUCCAUUUGAUUGAAAAAAAAAAAUAAA